UUCUGAAGCCGGAAGUCGCCGUGAGUCGUGAAGUUCUGGGGAAGCUGCUUGGUCAACUCUUAUUCAAAACUUUGGACAGACUUAUUUAACUGCCGUUUUGACAAACCGAAUCUGUAGUUUCCUGACUAAUCGUGUUCGUGCGAGUUACGUGGCUUCCAGUCGAGCGUGAAGCGGCGAUUAAAGUGCUCCUCAUGGCAUUAUUUUGGGCGAGAGAGCAGUAAUUAGCAGAGCCCUGUUGAUCAGAUCAGCCAGAGGUCGCAGAACUGCAGUGUAAGCGGUGGUCUCUCAGGACUGUAGGAUGACGGAGUAUAAGUUGGUUGUUGUGGGAGCAGGUGGUGUUGGGAAGAGUGCUUUAACCAUCCAGCUCAUUCAGAAUCACUUUGUGGAUGAAUAUGACCCUACCAUUGAGGAUUCUUACAGGAAGCAGGUGGUGAUUGACGGUGAGACGUGUCUGCUGGACAUCCUGGACACUGCAGGUCAGGAAGAGUACAGCGCAAUGAGGGACCAGUACAUGAGGACAGGAGAGGGUUUCCUCUGUGUCUUUGCCAUAAACAACCUCAAAUCCUUCGCCGAUGUGCAUUUGUACAGAGAACAGAUCAAGCGCGUGAAGGACUCUGACGAUGUCCCCAUGGUCCUAGUGGGGAACAAGUGUGAUUUGGCCAGAACGGUGGACACCAAGCAAGCUCAGGAACUUGCCAGAAGCUACGGCAUUGAGUUUGUAGAAACCUCUGCCAAGACCAGACAGGGAGUUGAGGAUGCUUUUUACACCCUCGUCCGUGAGAUCCGGCAUUAUCGCAUGAAAAAGCUCAACAGCAGAGAAGACAGGAAGCAGGGCUGUCUGGGCGUGUCCUGUGAAGUCAUGUGACUGCACUGCCUCCCCUUUCUUUUAGUUUUUUUUGUUUUAUUAGCAUUUGUUGACCAGGCAGCUGGAAGCCUCAUGACCGCGCGUGCACAGAGUUGGCCCUCUGCUGGCUGAAAGGGAUUCAUGCACAACUGGUCAUCUUUCCCGUUGGCCUGCUGAAAUAAAAAAAAAAUGAGGCCAUUGGACACAUACGUGUUUCAACAGAGGCUUGUUUGUCUCAUUUAGUACUUGGGUUUUCCCUGUUCAUUGGGAAGCAAAAGGUAAACGGGCAUUGAGUUCUUCUUUCUUGACUUCUGAGCUGUUUUGAACACAGCAGCGCAUUGGCAUUGAUGGAAAUAAAUUCUAAAUUGUAAAAGGGUGCAUCUUGUACGUGCACACAUUUCACCACAAAAUUGAAAUUAACUAGGCAGUUAUAUUUUGAUGCUUUUUUUCACAUUUUUUUAUACAUCCCUCCUUGAAAUUCUCAUCAUAAUGCAUCCAAAUGUUAUCCUUAAUGAUUGUAUCUGUUGUUGUGGUGCAGUAACAUGUUUUAUUUUAAUAGCCCUGAAGGCAGUCUUAACACCUAAAACUAUGAUGCAUAAAUGCUUCAGAUUUUAUUUCUCGUUGUAGUUAUGAGAAUUGAGGAGGAGAUGUGCUUAAUUGCCAACAAAUAUGUGACUAAAAUGCAAAAACCCGUAAUACUCCUAUAAAUAUUGUUAAUAUCGUUUACCAAAAGUAUAAUUUUGUAUUUGUUAUUUUGAUUUUUAGGGUGAAACUUAGCAUUUUUAAGAUUCACCCAAGAAUGUUUUAAUUAGUUUAUAGGCAAGAGAAGGACCUGGGUUUUUAAAUCGUAUUUAAAUUGGGAUUCAUGUAAUAAGACCUUCCCCAUUUAUCUUUAAAAUAAAAGUUAUCUUCAGUUCUCUCUUAAAAAAAAAAAAAAAAAAAAAAAAAAAAAAAAGACCUUUAUAAGAGAGAACUUGAAAUGCCCUUUAAUCUUAAUCCGCAGGUUCAGUGCUCAGGAAUACUGUGAACGCAGAAGUUCUUCAGAAAUGUGUGGGAUUAUUUCUGUUUGUUUCUUUCCCUGUUGCCUUUCUUUUCUCUUUUUUUUUAUUUUCUGUUGUAGCCAAAGAGUUUGUUUAGCAUUUACGUUUUUGUCUCGUAUACUGUCUAGAGUUACUUUUAUCCUCUUUGCUCACGGAUGUUAAUUGUAUAUUUUGACAUGUAUAAUGCGUAAUGAUUAGAAUGAUUUGGUUUCGAUCGGAUUACACGCAUGGGAUGUGAUGGAUCUUACUUAAAGGGCCUUUUGAAUCAUGGUGCUGCUGGUGGACAAGCCAAAUCUGUGUGCCACCUUCUGCGUCCUGUAUAGCAUGACAUCUUUUAGCCCAUGUUAAAUUAUGUCUUAAAUCUUCCAAUGAAAGCUGUACAAAUGCGUUCAGUUCGGAAAUGUUUAUUUUGAUGCCUGAAGUCUCUACUUGAAAGCCAGUGAAGGUUUAUCAAGCUGUUAAAACUGUUAUAGGUGUUGACUAUCAUGUUAUUUAUAUGGCAUUUAUAUGAACCUGUGCCUGAUUUCAUUAACACUGAAAUCUGAAACAUGUUUUCAUUAAUAGUACUGUGUUUGGCCUUCUGUCUUGGCUUUAACAGAGGUAGGAUGUUUCUAGAAAAUACGAACUAAGUUUGCCAAUACGUUAACGAUUCUUUCUUUUUCAGCUGUAUGAAAACUUGAUUUCUGAUGUAUUUUGCCGUUUUAGCACAAUUUAUUAGUAUCACAGACUUUCUUUAAUCAGAAAAUUGUGAAAACAAACAUUUCAUGUCUUUUUUUUGGGCGGGAAAUAUUAAUGUGUAUUGGAUGUUUAAUGUGCCUAUCAUAUUGCAAGUUUUACCAGUAAAUUAAUUGAAAACUGAG
Molecule: messenger RNA, 2744 nt
Organism: Puntigrus tetrazona (Sumatra barb)
Lineage: Eukaryota; Metazoa; Chordata; Actinopteri; Cypriniformes; Cyprinidae
Gene: nras
Product: NRAS proto-oncogene, GTPase
Exons: 5
Coding region: 299-865 (188 amino acids)
Biological process (GO): Ras protein signal transduction
Cellular component (GO): plasma membrane
Molecular function (GO): GTPase activity; GTP binding; GDP binding
Source: RefSeq, a predicted model, not a curated record